AUGUUGGCUAGGGUGGAGUGGAUUUGUGAGAAGCACUCCAUUCNAGCAGAAUUCGCUGCCACCAGCAAAUACAACAACUUAUCCUACUGGAAAGCGAGAAGAGUAAUUUUUUAUAAAAACGGCGACCCAUUCUUCCCGGGAGUCGAGUUUCGAUUUAAACCUGGUCGAGAUAUUUACAACUUAGAAACACUUUUGGAUAAGUUAUCGUUAAGAAUUGAUCUUCCACGCGGAGCUAGAUAUAUUUUUUCUAUGGACGGUGAUCGGAAGUUUCGAUUGGACGAAUUGGAGGAUGGAGCUUCCUAUGUUGUUUCAUCGUACAAAACUUUUAAG
This is a messenger RNA of Onthophagus taurus, 330 nucleotides long. The record is from RefSeq and is a predicted model, not a curated record. Lineage: Eukaryota; Metazoa; Arthropoda; Insecta; Coleoptera; Scarabaeidae.